CUUGUUCAUCGGUGGCCUUUGUUUCAAAUGGAAGCGAAAAAUGCCUUCUUGAAUGGGCAUCCGACUUAAGAAGUCCUUCUCUCGAAAAUGAUUUUUCAUCUCUCCGAGCUCAUCAAGUGCCGGCGACUAGUCCCUACGCAAUAAGAUUCUCUAAUCAAAAUGAUGUCAACUUCAACCCACCAUACCCACGUGCCAAAGGAGGAAAUCAUACCAAGCCAAUAGCUUAG
This is a messenger RNA of Dovyalis caffra, 227 nucleotides long. The record is from the annotation of a GenBank genome assembly. Lineage: Eukaryota; Viridiplantae; Streptophyta; Magnoliopsida; Malpighiales; Salicaceae.